GUUAGAAUUUGUAUUGUUGUUUUUGAGAUUAGAUUUAAAAUCCAGAUUUUUCCAUUAUUUUAAUAUUGCCACAUAAACAAUAAGUGUUACACGUACUAGUUCAGUGGUGCUUUGUUCGCGUACAAUCAUGUUAAAAGCCGUGAUCUUAAUUGGGGGACCACUGAAAGGAACUCGUUUUCGGCCACUUUCUCUGGAUAUUCCAAAACCGCUGUUUCCAGUUGCUGGAUUGCCCGUGAUCAGACAUCAUAUCGAAGCCUGCACAGCAGUGAACGAGCUGAAGGAAAUUUUGAUAAUCGGAUACUAUCCAGCGAGCCAUUUGCAACAGUUUGUUAAUGAUAUGCAGCUGCAGUAUAAUAUUGUAAUCAAAUAUUUACAAGAAUUCACUGCCCUAGGAACUGCUGGAGGAUUAUAUCAUUUUCGGGAUCAGAUUAGAUCCGGAUCACCUGACGCAUUUUUCGUUUUAAAUGGAGAUGUUUGUGCAGAUUUCCCUCUCAAAGAGCUGUACGAAUUUCACAGAGAAAGAUCUGCCACUGCCUUGGUCACUGUGAUGAGUACUGAAGCCACACAUCAACAAUCACUUAACUUUGGCUGCAUGGUAAUCGACAAAAAAACACAAGAAAUAACCCACUACGUUGAGAAACCCAGCUCGUAUGUUUCAACGUUAAUUAACUGUGGAAUUUAUGUUUUUUCCCUGAAGAUAUUUAACACAAUUGGAGAAACCUUCAACAUCAAACAAGAGGAAUAUUAUAAGAAUGGAAACGGAAAUGCUUGUAAAGAUGCUGGAUAUCUUCAACUGGAACAGCACAUUUUAACAUCACUCGCUGGAACUGGAAAAAUGUGUGCAUUGCAAACAAGUAACUGGUGGUCCCAGUUAAAAACGGCUAGCUCAGCGAUUUAUGCCAAUCGCCACUACCUUGAAUUAUGCAAAGAAAAACACCCCGAAAGACUAGCAAUCGGAAAAAGAGCUGAACUUUGCACAAUUAUUCCCGAUGUUCAUAUUGAUCCAACCGCUGAUGUCCAUCCGACUGCUGUAAUCGGACCCAACGUAUCUAUUGGCCCUGGUGUUCAAAUUGGGGCUGGUGUGAGGAUAAGAGAAAGCAUAGUUCUGGAUGCUGCAGUCAUUGAAGAACGCAGUUUAAUACUACAUAGCAUCAUUGGUAGACAUUCCAGGAUCGGGAAAUGGGCAAGAGUUGAAGGAACGCCUUGUGAUCCCGAUCCCAACAAACCUUUCGCCAAAAUGGAAAACCCCAGAUUAUUUAAUAAUGAUGGAAGACUCAAUCCCUCGAUAACCAUUCUGGGAUGUUCUGUGAGCGUGCCAUCGGAAACCAUCUUGCUGAACUCCAUUGUUCUGCCCAAUAAGGAAUUGUCACGAAGCAUUAAAAACGAAAUCAUAUUGUAAAUUGUUUAAACGCUGUAAAUAAUAUUCCAUAUUUUGGAAAUUAUUAUAAGAAACUGUAAUUAAGAAUUUAGUUAAGUUUGAUUGAUAUCAGUGUAGCCAUAUUUUUGACUGGAAUAAAAACUGUUCUAGUUUUAAAA
This is a messenger RNA of Dendroctonus ponderosae (mountain pine beetle), 1536 nucleotides long. It is a transcript of the gene Gmppa, whose product is annotated as mannose-1-phosphate guanyltransferase alpha-A. NCBI's taxonomy places the organism in Eukaryota, Metazoa, Arthropoda, Insecta, Coleoptera, Curculionidae. Bases 128 to 1399 code for a protein of 423 amino acids. The transcript has a single exon. Gene Ontology annotation, cellular component: cytoplasm. Gene Ontology annotation, biological process: biosynthetic process. Gene Ontology annotation, molecular function: transferase activity. The record is from RefSeq and is a predicted model, not a curated record.